CUGUAGUUGAAUUGUCUGUCGCGCGUUGUCAUUGACAUACGCAAAUGGAGACGCUCCCCUUGCCACCAUCACCGGAUGGACUGGCCCCGUUAGAUGUGAAAGAGGAUGUGGCUCACCUUCAGGAACGGACAACUCACGAGGAAGCUGAUCCCAUGCUUCUUGAGGUCAUGCAGCAAUUUCAUGAGUCUCUCUCGAAGCAGCUGGAUGCCUUGAGUGCUCGUAUUGAGCGGAUGUGUGACUUCAUCCAUGUCCGCAUGGCGCCUGACAUGCUGCACGACGAUCAAUUGGAGCACAGUUUGAAGCAGCUGAAGUCGCCCCACUCCUCCUCCUCCUCCGAAAGCGAAAGGCCGCGCAAAGCUGCGUCUAAGACUUCCAUGCCUCCCAAGGUUGCGAGGAGAGAAAAGAAGGUGCCCACCCAAAUUUUGGCGAUGGAGGCGCUGGAGAUGGAUAUCUCCAAUAAGGUGAUCGGGUGGAAGCGACAAACCUCAAACAGCCCUGGAGUCUCCACGAGCGCAGAGGCCUUCCUACAGGGCCCGAUGCGAAGGCACAGCUCUGACAAGCGAAGGGCCAACCUGCAGGAUCUUCAGGAGGGUGAGGCAAAUGUGCAGCACCUUUGUGUGCCUGUGCCCGGCGUGGUGCCAGAGCCCUCGCGAGCAAAAGAGUCAAAGGAGGAAGAGCGCGCAAGCGCGGCAAGCGGGGCAAGCGCGGCAAGGCAUAGCUGCCCAGCUCCUGGAGCCCGGAUGGAGGCCAUCGCUUCGGCAAAUGAAGACGAGGGUUCGUUGCAGGCGUCGCCCAAGUCGAAGAGGCGCGUCAGCAGCGUGGCAUCGACACACAAUUUGAGGGAUGUAUUCAAAGCAAAGGAGAAUCAGCUCGCAGCAGACCUGUUCCAAGGACGGGACUUGACACCAGCUGAAGAUGACGAGUUGGAGGUAGAUGAGGGUUCUUCAGCUCAUCUGGCGCCACGGGGUCAUCAGUGGCUAAAGCUGAGCUUUCUGGAUACCUUUGUGAGUGUCUACGCCUCACGUGUUCUUGGGCUGGUGCCGUGGUGCCGCAUGGAUGCUCAUAGCAGUUGGCAUAGCCGUGCUGGUGCUAUGUUUUCCAGGCUGUAUCACAUCCUCAUCGUAUUGGGCUUGAUCGCACAUAUAGUGAGCAUGGUAAGCCACUUGAGCUUCUGCUACAUGAACUCCGAUGAUGACUGGUGCCUGAGCUCAUCAUGGCCUCCAGCGGCAGUGGAUCUGGGCUUGUUUAUCGGGGCCCUUUUGGUGUUGCUGAGCUGUGGUGGUAUCAGGUACGAGGAGAACACAGAACUUACAGCACGGAGCUUGCGGGAACUACACGUGUAUUGUGAGCAAACUGACCUGGAUGUUCAGUGGAAGAUCUGGAGCUGUUGCGAUGCUUUGAGGUGUGUGCUGCUGUGGCUCAUGAUCAACGCGGGCCGCUGGUAUUUGUACGCUUUCAUGGUGCAUGAAGAAGGCAGAAACGACGGGAGCUUUACUGGCCGAGGAGCCAUGAGUUACUUCAUCACUGGAAGCUGGAGCACGUGCAUCCUCGUGGUGGCGAGCUUUUGGCAGGUCAAGACUUCCCAUGCAAUGCUCCUUAUUGUCAACUCUUGGAGCGCCUGGUUGGUGGGUGGUGCAAGCUGCGCUGAAGCUCAGAUCAUUCGGAUCUUCCUUUGUUCUUGCCGAAGCCACACCCUAAAAGGUUGGGUCGCGCCUGGCUCUGCUUGUCAACGAGAACUGCUUGAUUUGUGCAAAGGACUAGGACCACUGCGAUUGAUGGUACAGAAGAGGAAGCAAAGCGCCAGUGGCGACGCGUUAGUGGUCUCUUCCGAAGGACCUCCCGGACCUUUGAGCGAUGCUUUGCUGCGCUGGGCUCCACGAUCGUGAUACUCCUGUUGAUGGCUCUCUAUGAUCUCCGCCAAGGACGAGAUCUCCAAAUCCUGGCGAGUUGCAUCAUGGCCUUUUUCUUGCCGGGCGUCCUGUUGACCCAUGCUUCGACCACAACCGCUUGCAACCGGCUACCGUCUUUGGUGACCCUGUGCGAAGCAGAUGAGGACGAGGAGGAUGAGUACAUGGAUCUUGCGAUGUUCCUGUCCUUGAGCGAGUGCGGCUUCUUCAUGUGGGACACCUGUGUUAGUCUUGGACUCGUGCAGAAGUUCUUGUACUUCACUGGGGCCAUUGCUGGUAGCAUUGGUUUCCAAGUCGGGGCCUUCAACUUCACUGCCUGACUGACUCUUAAAUCGCUGAAAUAAGCGAAAACCACUGAUGCAACCAAUGCGAUCUAAAAAGAUCAGACUUCUGACUGAGAUGGCCGGUAUGGUCGAACAUCGAGUGCCCAGCAAUCCUGGAGCUCAGUGCAGGUGGAAAUGCUGCCAAUAAUUUUCUCCAGUUCCCUGACAUGUGCGAAGCACUGUAUCACUUAUACUUGAACUUAUCUCCGUGUUCUUCUCCCAAGUUGCGCCGCUACGAACAGCUGUGGCUAACACAUGGCAUCAGCAAGGGA
This is a messenger RNA of Durusdinium trenchii, 2502 nucleotides long. The record is from the annotation of a GenBank genome assembly. Lineage: Eukaryota; Dinophyceae; Suessiales; Symbiodiniaceae.